This is a messenger RNA of Mya arenaria, 2006 nucleotides long. RefSeq lists its product as uncharacterized. The transcript has 7 exons. Gene Ontology annotation, molecular function: monocarboxylic acid transmembrane transporter activity. Gene Ontology annotation, biological process: transmembrane transport; monocarboxylic acid transport. The record is from RefSeq and is a predicted model, not a curated record. The coding region runs from base 190 to 1884 and encodes 564 amino acids. Lineage: Eukaryota; Metazoa; Mollusca; Bivalvia; Myida; Myidae.
AUUCAUUCAGUGACAUUUAAAUAUUAACGAUGGUUUUCGUUUUCCGGAGACAUUCGACUUUUGUUGCUUCAAUGUGGUAUUUUGUCACAGUAUUUUGGAUCGGUUUACCAAACAGCACGGGGUUCAAGUUUUAAUACCUAGAUGAACGUGCAUGCACUUCAUGUAUUAUAGGACAAAUCCGCAGCAACAAUGAGGCCGGGCAUUCCAAAAGACAGUGGCUGGUCGUGGAUGGUGCUACUUGCGACUACUAUCGAGAUGACGCUGGUGGUGGGUACACAGAAGUCAGCAGGGAUUUUGUUUGUCGCAUUCCAGGAUCGUUUCCAGUCUUCUUCAGCAAUGACUUCAUCAUUGUCUACUACUCAACACUUCAUCUACUGCUUCAGUGCUGUAUUUGUCAUGACAGUUGGUGUGAAGCUCGUAUCGUGUCGGACUCUUGUCACAGCUGGAAGUAUCAUUAAUUGUCUUGCAUACAUAGUAACAUCACAGGCCACAGACAUCAAGAUACUGUUGGUAUCAUAUGGAGUCCUGCAUGGUAUUGGCAACGCUCUUGUUCUGGGACCUUCCGUGUCAAUGGUUGGGUAUUAUUUUGAAAAGAGGAGAGGCUUUGCUAACAGUAUAUCCAUCAGUGGAGCGUCAAUAGGGGGCCUGGUUUUUGCUCCGAUUCUUACCCAAUUGUUUGGUUACUAUGGAUACAGAGGAUGUCUUUUGAUCCUGGCAGGAUUUAUGUUGAACGGAUGUAUAGGUGGAGUACUUAUGAGACCCACGUAUUACUACGAAAAUAAAAGAGGAAAUCUUUUGUCAGAAGUUGACGAAGAACAAAACACGGAUAGAAGAAAUACAUUAAACAACGAUUCACCUGCCGUGUCUAAUAAAUCAAUUGAGGAAAAUUUGAGUGGGAAUGACAUCAAAUCAAAAAUCAAUGAAAAUAAACAAACUAUUGCGAAAGGUAUUGUGCCAUACAAACACGAGAUUAAAUUAGGGAUACAAUCAGAGGAAUGGUAUCGCGAUCGUAGUUAUAGUGAUUCUGUUUUCAAAAAACCCUCAGUGAAACGUGGUUUAAAGUCAGGAGAUGAACAAGGAAUAUCCAAUUGUAAUGCGGUUAGCCAAUCGAAUCCUCAGCUGUCUCAUUCCGACAACAUUAUUUGGGAGAAGGGAAUACUGUCGGGAAAGAUGCUUAUUCUGUCUACAGGCGACAUGUUCGGCUCUUUCGUACGAAUAGAUGACGCGACAGAUACAGCUUCUAGUGAUAUCUCCAUUGCAAAUAAAAGAAAUAUGUGUUCUAUCUUUUUAGAUAUGUUUGACACAGAUGUGUUAAAGAUGCCUUCAUUUAUAUGUUUUGAGAUAGCCGCAGUUAUGCUGUGCCCAGCGACGAUUAUUUCAACAAUUUUUAUUGCACCCUACGCCAAGGAGAAGUCGCUCAGUGCCAUUGAAGUUGCAAAUCUAGUCACCGUCGUAAGUUCUGUUGACUUAGUAUCCAGAAUAUUUGUGGCGUUCAUAUCUGACAGAAACUGGAUACGAAGAUCGUCAAUGAUCGGAAUAGCGUCACUAGUUAUAGGAGUUUCAGCUUUCCUGCUGCAAUUCUUCCAAACCUACGAAUCCCUCCUUGGGUUUUCCGUCGUAUUAGGAACCGUUUGUGGCACGUAUUACUCCUUGUACGCGGUGGUUAUUGUUGACUACUUGGGUUUAGACAGACUGAAUGCCGUUUUGGGAUUCAGCUCACUAUUCUCUGGAUCAGCAACAGCAUUGAUUUUUUAUUUUGUUGGUUACCUGCAGGACGUCACAGGGUCAUAUAUAACAUCAUACUACUUACUAGGGGCGUUAACUCUGCUUGGAACUGUGUUUAUGUUUCUUCUUCCAGUUGUUCAAAGAAAAUGUGAUCUCUGAAAUAAUUUGAAUUUGUAAUAAUGUACGCAUUAUUUGAAACUUAUUGUGUUAAAAUACGUCCAUCCCAUAACAUAUAGCAUAUACUCAGAUCUGACAUGAAUUUAAUAAAUGAAGCAAACUGA